Didymodactylos carnosus is the source of this 234-nucleotide messenger RNA. Lineage: Eukaryota; Metazoa; Rotifera; Eurotatoria; Philodinida; Philodinidae. The record is from the annotation of a GenBank genome assembly.
AUGGAUACAGCGACAUUACCGCGAACGACAAUACCGCGAACGACAAUGCCGCGAACGACAAUGCCGCGAACGACAAUACCGCGAACGACAUUACCGCGAACGACAUUACCGCGAACACAAAAAACGACAUUACCUCGAAUACAGAGAACGACAUUACCGCGAAGACUUGUUUGUUGGAAAAGCCGAAUAAGUGAGGCCCGUUUUGUAUUUUCUACAUCAUGUUUUCAAACUUAA